UAAGGGGGCGGGGCUCUGACAAUUAUCCAAUCAUCCGCGCCCCCGGAAAGGGAUGGGCAGUCGCUACGCAACGGCCGGUGGACUUCGCUUUUUUCUUCCCACAGCACUGUCAUCAGGUCUCUCCCGUCCAACGCCGCUUCAGGUCUGUUGGCCUCAGCACCCGUCCCUGUAUGACCUGCAGUGACCGUAGGAGUCGUAGGGAGGACGCCAGGACGCCCCGGAAGCCGGAAAUGGAUUCCGUGACCUUUGAUGAUGUGGUUGUGAAUUUCACCCUGGACGAGUGGGACCUGCUGGAUUAUUCCCAGAGGGAACUCUACCGAGAUGUUGUGGGGGAAAUCUUUAUGAGCUUGGCUUUUAUAGGGGAAAAAUGGAACCAGAACAUCGAAGAUUGGUACAGAAAUCAAGGGAGAAAUUUAAGCAGUCACAUUGUAGAAAGCCACUGUGAAAGUGAUGAAGGCGGUCAGUGUGGAGAAACCUUCACCGAGAUUCUAGAUCAGAAUUGGGACCAGAAAACCCUUCCUGAAGUGAAAUCCCAAGAAUGCCGUGUGUGUGGAGUAGUCUUCUUGCCUCUUUCAUCCCCAUCUGAACCCAUCGCAUCUCCCAUGGGUCAGGGAUUAAAUGAGUAUCAGGAAUUGGAAGGGAAACCACAUACAUGUAGACAGUGUGAGAAAGCCUUAGGCUGUUACUGCCCUUUCCAGAUUGAUGAUAGGAGUCAUACUGGAGAGAAAUCCCACGAAUGUCAAGGACACGAGGAAGCCUUCAUUUCUGUCACCAGCCUGGAAGGAUAUGUGAUAACACAUGCUGGAGGUGGACCACAUAAGUGUUCUGUGUGUGGGAAAGGCUUGCAGUAUCCAAGUUCACUUAGGAUCCACGAAAGGAUUCACACUGGAGAGAAGCCCUUUGAGUGUAACCAGUGUGGGAAAGCCUUCAGUUGUUUAGGUUCAGUUCGAAGACACCAAAGAACGCACACUGGAGAGAAACCCUAUACAUGUAAAGAGUGUGGAAAAGCCUUCAGUUCUCUCUCAGGCCUUCAGGGACACACAAUGCGGCACACUGGAGGUGGUCCUCAUAAAUGUAAGGAAUGUGGGAAGGUCUUUAACUCCCCCAGUGCACUGAAAAAACAUGAAAGAACUCACACAGGAGAGAAGCCAUAUCCAUGUAAGCAUUGUGGGAAAGGCUUCAUCUGCUCCACUUCAGUUCGAAAACAUGAAAGAACUCACACAGGGGAGAAACCCUAUGAAUGUAAGCAGUGUGGGAAAGCCUACAUUUCUCUUUCGGGCCUGCAAGGACACAUGAUAAGGCACACGGGAGAUGGGCCCUAUAAGUGUAAAUUUUGUAGGAAGGCCUUUGGCUCUCCCAGUGCAGUUCUGAGGCAUGAAAGUGCUCAUGUUGUGUAGGAUUCCUAUGAAUAAAGUUAUGGGAAAGCCUCUAUUUGUCUUUCAGGUGUUUAAAGAUAUGUAAUAACAUAAUGGAGGCUGAUCUGACAAAUGUAGGGUAUCUGAGGAAGCUGAAGAAAUUUUACUCUAAUUCAAGUACAGAACAAAAUUCACACCAGAGAGAAAUACUAUGAAUGUAAGGAAUGUGGGAAAGCUUUGAAACGUCAGUUUGUUUGGAGUGUAUGGGCUUACACUGGUAAAAAACCCUAUGAAUAAAAAUGAAAUGAAACUUUG
Messenger RNA from Heterocephalus glaber (naked mole-rat), 1670 nucleotides. RefSeq lists its product as uncharacterized. Gene Ontology annotation, molecular function: DNA-binding transcription repressor activity, RNA polymerase II-specific; RNA polymerase II cis-regulatory region sequence-specific DNA binding. Lineage: Eukaryota; Metazoa; Chordata; Mammalia; Rodentia; Bathyergidae. The record is from RefSeq and is a predicted model, not a curated record. Gene Ontology annotation, biological process: regulation of cytokine production; regulation of immune system process; negative regulation of transcription by RNA polymerase II. Gene Ontology annotation, cellular component: nucleoplasm.